AUGGAAAAAAGAGUAAAUGAAUUAUAUCAACGAGCAAAAGCAGAUGAAGAUUUUAUUACAAUCUCACAACUGGCAAAGGAAUACCAAAUUCCAGAUGAGCUCAGAGUUGAAUUAUAUGAAUAUUUAAUUCCAAAAGUAGAUGGUAUUGAGUGUAAGGUACAAAGAGAAAUGGGAGAACUUAUCACAAUUGAAGAAUAUCUCACAAAGUUUGAAUUAUCAAAAGAUAAAAUUGAUGACGCAAAGAAGACAGCACUAUAUCUCAUUCAUACAAACCCAUGUCAAUACUAUGAAGAGAUUGUUUUAUUUGUGUUGGUUAUGGAAAAAAUUAUGGGAAGAAUCGACUUACCUUUUAUACAGAGGAUUUAUAAUAGCUAUAUGGGAUUUUGCAUUAAUUUACUUCCACGAGGAUGGCAUGGAUUAUUAUCAUUAACACAUAUGAUCUUGUUAUAUUAUUUCCCUGAUGUUACUAUUCAUCUGGAUAAAAUGAAAUUGACAACGGAUAAAUUACUUCGUCGAUUCAUUUUUAAUUUAAAUGUUAAAAUGUGUAAAGACUUUAAAGCAAUUCUGACUCUUUUAGAUGGAAUAUUCACAUUCCAAAAUAAAAAUCUUUAUUUCUAUAUGAUAGUUGCUAUUUACGAAGACAUGGGAAAUCAAUUGAAAACACUUCAGACACAAGAAGAGGUUCUUAACUUUAUCACAUCAAAAAGUUAUACAUCUGAUGAAAUUAAGAUUCUUCUCUCAAUUGCUAAAUGUUAUUUAGCCAAAAGUCCAGCCUCCUUUAAUGGAUUAAUUAAUGGGUGUUUGAAUAAUACACCUCAAUUCAAACAAUGGUACACUGCUAACAUUUCAGAAGCAUUUGUUGUCUCACUGACACCAACCGAUAUUGUAAAUUACACCCUACUAUUUAAACAACCACUCCAAAUGAUAGAUGUUCGAUCAAAUGAACAGUACCAACAAGGACAUUUAACACAUGCAAUUUCAUUAGAGAUUGAUAAUCAAAAGAAAGAAAAUAUAGAAAAAAUAUUUUCAGAAUUGACACAGAAACAACCUGUAGUGUUCUACGCAUCUGGAGAAGGAAGUAAUCCCACAGUAAAAGAAAUGGCUAUCUUGUGCUAUGAACUAUACAGUAGAGGUUAUAAGAGAGUAGGAAUUAUGGUUGGAGGAUAUAAAAUGUAUCAUAAAUACUUUAUUGAAGGGAGCUUAGGAUUUGAAAUAGAAAAUCAUAAUACACUGAAAUGUCCUGCAUGUCUUGGUGUCACAGGAGGAUUAUUUUCACGAUUUAAAAGAGGAGAAGUAAAGGAGAACACAGAAGGAAUUAGAGAUGAACGAAAGAAAGAUGGAGAGAAAGAAAAAAAGGAAAGCGACAAAGAAGAAAAACAAGAGAUUAAAGGAGAGACAGAAGGAAAAGAAGACGAUGGGAAAAUCAAAGUAGAAAAAGAACAAACAAAGUCAAGAUGGGGAAAUUCAUUCAGGCAAACACUACGAUGGCUAACAGAAGAACCUAAUAAGGAAAAAAAGAGUGAUGAAGAAAAGAAAGAAGAAACAGCAGAAAACCAAGAAGAAGAAAAACAAGAAGAAAAGAAAGAGGAAAAGAAAGAGGAAACCCAACAAGAAGAGGUCGUGGUAUCUAUCGACACAGACUCAAUUAAGAAAUCAGUAAUGAGUUGGUUAGUUGGAAAACCAAAAGAACAAAAGAAAGACGAAGAAAAUAAAAAAGAACAAGAAACAAGAAUUGAAAAAGAAGAAACAAAGGAAGUAAGUAAAGAGUUAGAAAAGAAAGAAGAAGAGAAGGAGGCAAUUGCACUUGAAGCAGAAAGAAAGAAGGAAUUAGAAAAGGAAAAGCAACCAAUAGAAAUAGAGCCCCAAAAGAAAAAAGAAGGAGAAGAGAAAUUAACUGAAGAAAGAAAAGUUAAAGAAGUAGAUAUUGAGGCACAAAAGAAAAAAGAGGAAGAAGAAAAAAGAAAAGGUACUGAAGAAGAGGAAAAGAAAGCCAAGGAAACAGAAGAAAUAAAGCGUAAAGAAGAAGAAAAACGACUUAAGGAGGAAGAAGAAAAAAAGCGUAAAGAAGAAGAAAGAAAACAGAAAGCAGAAGAAGAAGAAAGACGACACAAAGAAGAAGAAGAAAGACGACACAAAGAAGAAGAAGAAAGACGACACAAAGAAGAAGAAGAAAGAAAACAGAAAGCAGAAGAAGAAAGAAAACAGAAAGCAGAAGAAGAAAGAAGACGUAAAGCAGAAGAAGAAAGAAAACGUAAAGAAGAAGAAGAAAGACGACACAAAGAAGAAGAGGAAAAAAAACAGAAAGCAGAGGAAGAAAGAAGACGUAAAGCAGAAGAAGAAAGAAAACGUAAAGCAGAAGAAGAAAGAAAACGUAAAGAAGAAGAAAGAAGACGUAAAGAAGAAGAAAGAAGACGUAAAGAAGAAGAAGAAAGACGACACAAAGAAGAAGAGGAAAAAAAACAGAAAGCAGAGGAAGAAAGAAAACGUAAAGAAGAAGAAGAAAGAAAACGUAAAGAAGAAGAAGAAAAAAAGAGGGCCAAAGAAGUAGCUAUUGCUAAAGCCAAAUCAGUAAACGGGUAUUGUGAAAGUUUAAUGAAAGAGAAUAAACAAUUUAAGUGCGUAAGGUGUAAAGGAAAAAGCAAAGAAGAGGCUAUUUGUUUAGUUAGUAAAGAGGCAGUUGUUGUAAUAACUCAAGAAAGAGAACAAUGGGAAAUUAAAGACCAAGUCAUGUUAGACGAUAUAACACAAAUUGUUAAAGUCACUAAAAUUAAAGGACAAAUCCGAAUUAAAUAUGGAGGAGGAGAAAAAGAAAAACACAUUUCACUGAAUCUCGGAGAUUUUGUAGAUGAUUUUAUCAAAGAAGUCAACUCUAAAGCAAACUAA
Entamoeba dispar SAW760 is the source of this 2883-nucleotide messenger RNA. RefSeq lists its product as uncharacterized. Gene Ontology annotation, biological process: retrograde transport, endosome to Golgi. The transcript is spliced from 2 exons. Gene Ontology annotation, cellular component: trans-Golgi network. The coding region runs from base 1 to 2883 and encodes 960 amino acids. The record is from RefSeq and is a predicted model, not a curated record. NCBI's taxonomy places the organism in Eukaryota, Evosea, Mastigamoebida, Endamoebidae.